Molecule: messenger RNA, 1560 nt
Organism: Lepus europaeus (European hare)
Lineage: Eukaryota; Metazoa; Chordata; Mammalia; Lagomorpha; Leporidae
Gene: POU3F3
Product: POU class 3 homeobox 3
Exons: 1
Coding region: 28-1560 (510 amino acids)
Biological process (GO): brain development; regulation of transcription by RNA polymerase II
Cellular component (GO): nucleus
Molecular function (GO): RNA polymerase II cis-regulatory region sequence-specific DNA binding; DNA-binding transcription factor activity, RNA polymerase II-specific
Source: RefSeq, a predicted model, not a curated record
GCGGUGGGGUGGCGGGAGCGGAGCGGCAUGGCCACGGCGGCUUCUAACCCCUACCUGCCGGGGAACAGCCUGCUGGCGGCCGGCUCCAUUGUGCACUCGGACGCGGCGGGGGCCGGCGGCGGCGGCGGCGGCGGUGGCGGCGGCGGUGGUGGCGGCGGCGGCGGUGCAGGGGGCGGCGGCGGCGGCAUGCAGCCCGGGAGCGCCGCCGUGACCUCGGGCGCCUACCGGGGGGACCCGUCCUCCGUCAAGAUGGUCCAGAGCGACUUCAUGCAGGGGGCCAUGGCCGCCAGCAACGGCGGCCAUAUGCUGAGCCACGCGCACCAGUGGGUCACGGCCCUGCCCCACGCCGCCGCCGCCGCCGCAGCCGCCGCCGCCGCCGCCGUGGAAGCGAGCUCGCCGUGGUCGGGCAGCGCCGUGGGCAUGGCCGGCAGCCCCCAGCAGCCGCCGCAGCCGCCGCCGCCGCCGCCGCCGCCACCGCAGGGCCCCGACGUGAAGGGAGGCGCUGGGCGCGACGACCUGCACGCGGGCACCGCGCUGCACCACCGGGGGCCGCCGCACCUCGGGCCGCCGCCGCCGCCGCCGCACCAGGGCCACCCGGGGGGCUGGGGGGCCGCCGCCGCCGCCGCCGCCGCUGCCGCCGCCGCCGCCGCUGCCGCGCACCUCCCGUCCAUGGCCGGGGGCCAGCAGCCGCCGCCGCCGCAGAGCCUGCUGUACUCCCAGCCCGGGGGCUUCACCGUGAACGGCAUGCUGAGCGCGCCCCCGGGGCCCGGCGGCGGCGGCGGCGGCGCGGGCGGCGGCGCCCAGAGCCUGGUGCACCCGGGGCUGGUGCGCGGGGACACGCCCGAGCUGGCCGAGCACCACCACCACCACCACCACCACGCGCACCCGCACCCGCCGCACCCGCACCACGCGCAGGGACCGCCGCACCACGGCGGCGGCGGCGGCGGCGGCGCGGGCGCGGGCCCGGGACUCAACAGCCACGACCCGCACUCGGACGAGGACACGCCGACGUCGGACGACCUGGAGCAGUUCGCCAAGCAGUUCAAGCAGCGGCGCAUCAAGCUGGGCUUCACGCAGGCCGACGUGGGGCUGGCGCUGGGCACGCUGUACGGCAACGUGUUCUCGCAGACCACCAUCUGCCGCUUCGAGGCCCUGCAGCUGAGCUUCAAGAACAUGUGCAAGCUCAAGCCGCUGCUGAACAAGUGGCUGGAGGAGGCGGAUUCGAGCACGGGCAGCCCCACCAGCAUCGACAAGAUCGCGGCGCAGGGCCGCAAGCGCAAGAAGCGGACCUCCAUCGAGGUGAGCGUCAAGGGCGCGCUCGAGAGCCACUUCCUCAAGUGCCCCAAGCCCUCGGCGCAGGAGAUCACCAACCUGGCCGACAGCCUGCAGCUGGAGAAGGAGGUGGUGCGGGUCUGGUUCUGCAACCGGCGCCAGAAGGAGAAGCGCAUGACGCCGCCCGGGAUCCCGCAGCAGCCGCCCGACGAUGUGUACUCGCAGGUGGGCACCGUGAGCGCCGACACGCCGCCGCCGCACCACGGGCUGCAGACUAGCGUGCAGUGA